Molecule: messenger RNA, 993 nt
Organism: Mytilinidion resinicola
Lineage: Eukaryota; Fungi; Ascomycota; Dothideomycetes; Mytilinidiales; Mytilinidiaceae
Exons: 1
Coding region: 1-993 (330 amino acids)
Source: RefSeq, a predicted model, not a curated record
AUGGGGGUCUGCGGCUGGGGAGGCCAGCCAGCGCUCGGAGUACAACCGCCCAAGUCACUGCAGGCUCGCUGGAUUGCCGGCCCAUGUUCCUGGACACCGCUCUUCCUCGCACGCUCUCUGCGCUGCGUCGCGGGCGCCGAGUGGCUACGGCUCGCGCGGAAUCCAGUGCCUAGCCUGUGCUCGAGCUGUCGCUGCUUGGGGCCUGCGAUGCGAGUGCAAACACCAGCGCUGGGUGCCCAUCCCGAGGCUCCUCCCCGUCUCGGCGGCGGCAGAAGGGCGUGCGACUCGUGGCGGCGUCGACGAAGGCAUGGCUCGGGCGUGCUCACGAGUCGGCGCCCCUGGCAAGCCCGGCAAGCCUGGCAAGCCGCGGUGCGUGGAUUGCCGCGGUGGGGACGUCAGGGCGCUUCGUCCGGGCCAACUUGGACUGCUCCCCACGCCCAGCCCGCAGCACAUCACGAGGCAUUCUGGGGAGAGCCCGCGGCGAGUCAGCACGGCCAGCAGCGCAGCCUUCUCGGGCUUCUGGAAACGCGGCCGCUUGGUCGCCCCGUGCGCAGCGUCGCCAGAGGACCGAUCCCACUGUGCCAUAUCACGGGGCCGACGUUGUUGUUGAUGGUCAGAGGACUGGGUAGCUUUUCUUCGCUGGCUGUUCCGCCUCAACGCUCGACGCAGAGAGCGCCUUGGAUGCCAUUCGACGGGCCACCCAGGCUCCAGCCAGCUGUCACCGCCGCCGCACCUGAUGAUUCCCGCUGCAGGCAUUGGCCGCUAGCGAUACCGUCCGGACGCGUGAUUCAGGACAAUACCGCUAAGUCAGCCGUUCUGUUACAGCAGCCGGAUGCGGCUAGACGUUCGCCGCGGAUGAAUUCCUCUGUUCCGCUCGGCCUGUCUUCACCCUGUCUUCACCCUGUCUUCACCUCUGCCCAAUUCCGUGCCCGCCCUGCGCUGCACCAGCCCGAAAUGGCCGCACCCAGAACGCCGCUCCGACGGCCUACUUGA